This is a messenger RNA of Centropristis striata (black sea bass), 555 nucleotides long. It is a transcript of the gene mrpl52, whose product is annotated as mitochondrial ribosomal protein L52. Bases 19 to 405 code for a protein of 128 amino acids. Lineage: Eukaryota; Metazoa; Chordata; Actinopteri; Perciformes; Serranidae. The transcript has 5 exons. Gene Ontology annotation, molecular function: structural constituent of ribosome. The record is from RefSeq and is a predicted model, not a curated record. Gene Ontology annotation, biological process: mitochondrial translation. Gene Ontology annotation, cellular component: mitochondrial large ribosomal subunit.
UGGGUACUGCAGCCAAACAUGGCGGCCCCCGUGAGGACGUUGUGCUGUUCAGUGUUGAGGCUCUCCAGCAGGCAGUUCAGCACCACAUGUGGAGUUCAGGCUGGAGAGAAAUGGAGGAAAGAACAUGGACUUGCCCGCAGCGGCUCAGAAUACGGCCCUAUGACAGAUCUGCCUGACUGGUCCUUUGCAGACGGGAGACCUGCACCUCCACUGAAGGGCCAGAUGAGGAGAAAGCAGGAGAGGGAAGCUCAAGCUAGACGCAUCGUGAUGCUGAGCUCGGAGAUGGACAGAGGAAUAGAGGCGUGGAGGGAAAAACUGGAAGAGGCCAAAAGAGCGGAGGAGCACAAAAAGUCUCUUUUACUGAAACCUAAAGGGCAGUUGUUAAGGAAGAAAAAAUCUAGUUGAAUUAACAUGUUCUGACCAUGUCGUCACGUCUUUAUUCUGUGGAUACCAGUGUAUCGAAUAUAUUUAUGAAGACUCUUCGGGUUCUUGCCUGCUUUAGAAUUUGUGUUUUUCACUAAUUUCUGCAAUAAAUGUUCUGAUUUAUAAUUGAAA